This is a messenger RNA of Cokeromyces recurvatus, 777 nucleotides long. Its product is annotated as Alpha/Beta hydrolase protein. NCBI's taxonomy places the organism in Eukaryota, Fungi, Mucoromycota, Mucoromycetes, Mucorales, Mucoraceae. The transcript has 4 exons. The record is from RefSeq and is a predicted model, not a curated record. The coding region runs from base 1 to 777 and encodes 258 amino acids.
AUGGGUUGGGAACGUCAAACCAAAUAUCUUGCAGGAACAGGAAAAUAUACAGUACUCAUUUUUGAGAAUCGUGGUAUGGGAUUAUCGGAUGCACCCAGACAACUUUAUAGUACCUCACAGAUGGCCCAUGAUGUAAUUGAUUUGUUAGAUCAUUUUGGUUGGAAAAAUAAUGUACACUUAAAUGGUAUAUCAAUGGGAGGCAUGAUUGCACUUGAAUUGGUAACUACUUGGCCAGAAAGAUUUUGCUCUGUUGUACUAACAAGCACAACUUCAGGGCGACAGAUUCCACCUUGGAAAGCGAUUACAACGUUAGGUAGAUUGGUUUUUGUAAGAGAUCCAAAACUUAAAAUAGGAUCUGCUCUUAGCCUCAUUUACCCUCCUGAAUGGUUAAAUGAUAAACCUAUUGAGGAAGAAUAUGCCCAUUUUAAAACGAAUCGAGAAAUGGCUACUGCCAUGUUUUUAGCUCGACUUGAUCGCAGUCGACCUCAAACCUUACAAGGUAAUUUAGGUCAAAUGGCUGCUUGUCUUCGUCAUUAUGUCUCUGAUGCUAGACUUUUAAAGAUCAAAGAAGCGGGUAUUCCUGUCAAGGUCUUGACAGGCACUUGGGACAACCUUGUUAAUCCAACUAAUUCUUAUUAUAUUAGUAAAGUAUUGGAUUGUCCAAUUGAAGUUUUUGAUGGUAGUGGACAUGGUUUACCUGGUGAACAGCCUGUUCGCUAUAAUCAGUUAUUAGAUAAUCAUUUUUCUGAAGCGGCUCGACUUCGAGAACAAAAAUAA